AUGGAUGCUAAGAGACACCCCAGCUCUUUUCAACAGCUGGAGAAGCUGGGCGAGGGCACGUAUGCAACUGUGUUCAAGGGCCGAAAUCGCCAGACGGGCGAGCUAGUCGCAUUGAAGGAAAUUCACCUCGAUUCCGAGGAGGGCACACCAUCCACUGCCAUUCGAGAGAUCUCCCUCAUGAAGGAGCUCAAGCACGAGAACAUAGUCGCACUCCACGAUGUUAUCCACACCGAGAACAAGCUUAUGCUGGUCUUUGAGUACAUGGACGGUGAUCUCAAGAAGUAUAUGGAUACCCACGGCGAUAGGGGUGCCCUCAAGCCCAUGACCAUCAAGUCCUUUAUGUAUCAACUGCUAAAGGGCAUUGACUUUUGUCAUCAGAACCGUGUCCUCCAUCGAGAUCUCAAGCCUCAGAACUUGCUAAUUAGUCCCAAGGGCGUGCUGAAGCUUGGCGAUUUUGGUCUUGCUCGUGCCUUUGGAAUUCCCGUCAACACAUUCUCCAACGAGGUUGUGACCCUGUGGUACCGCGCCCCAGAUGUGCUCUUGGGCAGUAGAACCUACAACACUAGCAUCGAUAUCUGGUCAGCCGGAUGCAUCAUGGCUGAGAUGUACACUGGUCGGCCGCUGUUCCCCGGCACAACCAACGAAGAUCAGAUCAUUCGAAUUUUCCGCAUCAUGGGCACGCCCACGGAACGAACGUGGCCCGGCAUCACCCAGUUCGCCGAGUACAAGCCCAACUUUCAGAUGUAUGCAACCCAGAGUUUGCAGGCCAUUCUGCCGCAGAUUGAUCAGUUGGGCAUUGAUCUCCUUCAGAGAAUGCUAGUAUUACGUCCCGAACACCGAAUCAGCGCACAUGAUGCUCUGCAACACCCGUGGUUUAGCGAUAUUGUGCAGCAGCAAAUGAUGCAACAGCAGCAGGCAAUGCACUCACAAUCUAGAGGGUACUCAUCACAAAUCCCCAUACCAUCUCAGUCGGCUUACCAAGGUGGAUAUUAG
Molecule: messenger RNA, 993 nt
Organism: Pestalotiopsis fici W106-1
Lineage: Eukaryota; Fungi; Ascomycota; Sordariomycetes; Amphisphaeriales; Sporocadaceae
Product: Negative regulator of the PHO system
Exons: 2
Coding region: 1-993 (330 amino acids)
Biological process (GO): protein phosphorylation
Cellular component (GO): cytoplasm; nucleus
Molecular function (GO): cyclin-dependent protein serine/threonine kinase activity; ATP binding
Source: RefSeq, a predicted model, not a curated record